AUGCUACCAGAAGCCCAACACGUUGCAGACCGAGCAGGCCUCAUCUUGGAGGUCGCUGUAGUCUGGGCUGGGCAGGAGGCAUGCAACAAAGGGCCAAACACGCAAACCACGCAAACCACAACAACAAAUCUGGAUGAUAAUCCAUCCCCCCCCCCCCCCUCCGAGGCGAGGAAUCCUCGAUCAUCCUCUCUCCAUCUCCGUCGUUGUUGUCACCGUGUCGCGCUUUCAUCUCCUGAAAAGAAGCUUGUUGCAAAUACUACUCACAAAGAGCAAACUGGUUUGAUAUUGAACACUAGUCCACUCUGCUGCCCCAGGAUGACAAGUGCUAAUAGCAACACUGUGGACCGGAUUGACAUGUUUUAUGGUAAAAACAAUGCAGCUUGUAGAAGUUGAGGGAGCUGAGAAUGCAACAAUCUGAUAAGA
Fragaria vesca subsp. vesca is the source of this 423-nucleotide messenger RNA. RefSeq lists its product as uncharacterized. The record is from RefSeq and is a predicted model, not a curated record. The transcript has 3 exons. Lineage: Eukaryota; Viridiplantae; Streptophyta; Magnoliopsida; Rosales; Rosaceae. The coding region runs from base 1 to 393 and encodes 130 amino acids.